Halichondria panicea is the source of this 5212-nucleotide messenger RNA. Its product is annotated as multidrug resistance-associated protein 1-like. Gene Ontology annotation, biological process: transmembrane transport. Bases 117 to 4973 code for a protein of 1618 amino acids. NCBI's taxonomy places the organism in Eukaryota, Metazoa, Porifera, Demospongiae, Suberitida, Halichondriidae. Gene Ontology annotation, cellular component: membrane. Gene Ontology annotation, molecular function: ATP hydrolysis activity; ATP binding; ABC-type transporter activity. The record is from RefSeq and is a predicted model, not a curated record. The transcript is spliced from 30 exons.
GAAUUACAAAUUAAGUCAAUUUACAGUCAGCAAUCAACCUUAACCAAGCCUGACCCCAAAAAUGCCCUGCUUUUGAGCUAGCUUCUCGCACAUCAGCUCGCUUCAAGUUGGUUGCAAUGUCUGCUCUGGACAAUUUGGACAAAUUUUGCAGCCCAGUGUCGCAAUUUUGGCGUCGUCGUGACCCUCCCUUCUCGUGUCUGUAUCACACGGUCAACCAGACCUGUCAAGAUGAGGUGGACCUCACCAUCUGUUUCGAGGACACUGCCAUUCUCUAUCUUGUCUGCGUGUCUCUCUGGUUACUGGCAGCACUGGAGUUCCUUACCACGAGUAGGAAGACAAGGGACAGGAUUGCUUUCAACCUUCUGAAUGUGUCAAAAAUUUUGCUGGUGAUAGUUCCGUUAGUGGCUGCUCUCUGUGACCUAGGAUACAGCAUCUAUCAGGGAGUGUCCUCAGACAGUGAGGAUAAAGUGGCUUACUUUCAGUACAUGUCCCCCGCUGUGAUUGUUGUCUCAAUGGUGAUGAUAGCGCUACUUCUCCUGUUUCAGCGUCACUAUGGCGUCCGAAGCUCAGGAGUCAACUUCAUUUUUUGGACAGGAAUGGUCAUCUACGGAAUAUUUAAACUGAGGUCAUACAUCCUCAUCUCAAUGGAUGAAGGACAGCAGGUCGAUGUGUUCCGAUUGACAACAUUCUGUGUGCAGCUCUUAGUGUAUCUGGUGGAGUUUGUAUUGUCCUUUUUCCCUGAGCCUAAACCACGAAGACGCCUCUACCAACUCGGCCUUGAUGAUGAGCGGAAAUCAUGUCCAGAGGAACACGCCACCUUCCUCUCUCGAAUCACUUGGUGGUGGCAGAACGGACAGAUCUGGCAUGGCUGGCGACGCCCACUCAAGUACGAUGAUCUGGUCGACCUCAACACCUAUGAUAAGUCGGAGGCCAUUGCUCCAGUCUUCCAGAAGCAUUGGAACAAGGAACUGUGCAAAGCAGGGAUAAGCUUCCAGCAAGAGUCCAACACUACCACAGCCCCCACUCUAAACGUUCAAGACUCCGAGUACCAGUCCCUGAGCACACAUGUGAGCGACAGGACCCGGGUGGUCUCCCCUUCCACUAACAGACAAGCCACUCAAUCUACCAGCAAUCCUUCUCUUGUGUUGGCACUAGUGAAGACGUUUGGUUGGGAGUUUUCUGUCGCAGGUUUCUACAAGAUCUUCCAAGACUUACUCCUAUUUGCAAGCCCACAAAUUCUCAAGCUUCUCAUUGGGUUCACUGAGGACAAGAACGAACCCAACUGGAAAGGGUACUUAUAUGCAGCGCUGCUGUUUAUAGCCGCUGUGUUCCAGUCAUUGUUGGCUCACCAAUAUUUCCACGGCUGCUUCAGAGUCGGCAUGAGGAUUAGAACAGCUGUCAUCGCCUCUGUCUAUGCAAAGGCUCUUCGUAUGAGCACCAAGGCUCGUCGCACCAGCACAGUCGGGGAGAUAGUCAACCUCAUGUCAGUAGAUGCUCAGAUGUUCAUGGACCUCAUGCCCUAUCUCCACAUGUUGUGGUCUGCUCCGUUCCAGAUUGUGCUAGCUCUUAUCUUCCUGUGGUUCUCCAUGGGUCCCUCCAUCUUUGCCGGGUUCUUUGUUAUGGUGUUGAUGGUGCCUCUCAAUGCAAUCAUUGCCGUUAAGGGGAGGCAGUACCAAAUCAAGUUGAUGGCCUAUAAGGACUCUCGCAUCAAGCUCGUCAACGAAGUUCUCAACGGUAUCAAGGUGAUCAAGUUGUAUGCGUGGGAGCGUCCGUUCCAACAGCUGGUGGAGAAGAUGCGAGGCAAUGAGUUAAGCAUCCUCCUCAAGUCAGCCUUCCUCAAUGCAGCCACCUCCUUCACUUGGACCUGCGCCCCCUUCCUUGUAUCGCUAGCAACGUUUGCAACAUAUGCGCUCGUGAACAAGGACUCGACGAACCCUGCCGAUCGUCUGACAGCUGACAAAGUGUUUGUGGCCCUCUCCCUGUUCAAUAUCCUCAGAUACCCUCUCAUCAUGCUGCCCCUUCUCGUGAAUUUCCUCAUUCAGGCGAGUGUGUCGAAGAAGCGGUUGAGUAACUACCUGAGGAAGGAAGAGCUGGACCCGUCAUGUGUCAACAGAAGACUUACUCCUGCUACAGGUGAUGAGGACUCAGUGUCAGUGAAAAACGGAACAUUCACCUGGGAAGAUGAGGCCAAACCAACGCUGACAGAUGUUAAUCUGAACAUCAAGCCAGGUGAGCUGUUAGCAGUUGUCGGUUUGGUGGGUGCAGGCAAGUCCUCUCUCGUCCAAGCCAUUCUCGGGGAGAUGGUCAAGCUGAACGGAGACGUCAUCAUCAAUGGAUCAGUAGCAUACGUCCCUCAACAAGCCUGGAUUCAGAAUGCCACAGUCAAGGACAACAUUCUGUUUGGGAAAGCGUACAAUGAGCGUCUGUACAAAACCACCAUCAAGGCCUGUGCUCUGGAAACUGACCUGGAGAUACUGCCAGCAGGGGACGAGACGGAGAUCGGAGAGAAGGGCAUCAACCUGAGUGGUGGUCAGAAGCAGAGAGUGAGUUUAGCCCGUGCAGUGUACCAGGAGGCCGAUGUCUACCUUUUGGACGACCCUCUCAGUGCCGUGGACUCUCAUGUUGGCAAGCAUAUCUUUGAUGAGGUCAUUGGUCCAGACGGAAUGCUUGCAGGAAAGGUGCGUGUGCUAGUCACCCAUGGAAUUGGGUUCCUGUCGCAGUGUGAUAGAGUGGCGAGCCUCAAAGAAGGGAGGAUCGCGGAGGUGGGCAGUUAUGCUGAGCUCAUUGACCAGGACGGACCAUUUGCUGAGUUUAUCAGGCACCACACUGGAGGUCCUGACGUGGAGGAAGACCUACCAGCAUUCUCUGAGUACGGUGAGUUUGAUGAGGAUGCAAUGCCUGAUGUGACGGAAGACUCUGAUAUGGUGGUGGACAAGACUGAGCUGCACUCCAGGAGAGUCGCACAAACCAAACACCUCGCAAGACAAAGGUCCAUGGAGAGCACGUCACGUCCCGAGUCACGGAAGAGUGAGUCGAGGAGUGUGUCAAAGGCAGAGCUGAAGCGACAGCUGUCCAAGCAGUUCUCACGACAACAGUCGCAGAAGGAGGCGGAGGAAGAGGAGGCAGCCGGAGGAACACUCAUUCAGGAUGAGAAAGCAGAGAGUGGAGCUGUCAAACUGUCUGUAUUCGUCGCGUACAUCAAAGCUUGCACCUACUACAUCUCAUUUCUGGUACUAUUCUUCAUCUUCUUGUCCAACGCUGCGUCUCUUGGAUCCAACUUCUGGCUUGCUGACUACAGCAACCAGAACGAUGCGGCAGCUGGUAACUCAUCUAACGCCACUGUGGGUAACUCAUCUAACGCCACUAGUACUGUGGGUGAAGACAUUGGUCUCUUUCUCGGAGUGUAUGCAGCUCUUGGUUUUUCCCAAGCCUUGUUCGUUUUAGUCGGAGCAUUCUGUCUGGCUUUCGGAGCCUACAAAGCCUCUCAGACUCUGCACGAGAAACUACUGUUCAGCAUCUUAAGAUCUCCCAUGUCUUUCUUUGAUACCACUCCGCUGGGUAGAAUUCUCAACCGCUUUUCAAAGGAUGUGUACAUCAUUGACCAGACAUUACCCUGGACAAUGAGAAUGUUUCUGAUGAUGGUAUUCAGUGUUUUGAGCACUAUUCUCGUGAUUGUUAUAGCAACCCCGAUCUUCUUGGCUGUCAUUGUGCCGCUAGGUGUAUUCUACGUUUUGGUGCAGCGUGUGUAUGUGGCCACCUCUCGUCAACUCAAGCGAUUGGAAUCCGUCUCCCGCUCCCCCAUCUACACCCACUUUCAGGAGUCUGUGACGGGUGCUCCCAGUAUCAGAGCUUACCAAACCCAGGAGAGGUUUCUCAGGGAAAGUGAAGCCAGGGUGGACCACAAUCAGAUUGCUUACUACCCAGGGAUAUGCGCCAACAGGUGGUUGGCCAUUCGUCUUGAGUUUGUUGGCAACCUGGUGAUCUUAUUUGCUGCUCUGUUUGCUGUGAUCCAGCGUAAUUAUGCCGACGUGAUCAACCUUCCGAUCACUGCUGGUCUGGUUGGUCUCUCCAUCAGCUAUGCUCUACAAGUCACCACUGCACUCAAUAUGAUGGUGAGGAUGACCAGUGACCUGGAGACCAACAUUGUGGCUGUCGAGAGGACUAAGGAGUACGCAGAGACUCCUAAUGAGGCGCCUCCUGUGGUGGAAGACAAUCGCCCUGCUCCUGAAUGGCCGCAAGGUGGUCAUCUGACUUUCAAUCACUACGCUACUCGCUAUCGGGAGGGGCUGGACUUGGUGUUGAAGGACAUUCAGUGUGACGUACCCUCUGGGACCAAGAUUGGUAUAGUGGGUCGUACUGGUGCAGGAAAGUCAUCGCUCACUCUGGCUCUGUUCCGGAUCAUUGAGCCAGCCGGAGGCUCCAUCCUUAUUGAUGGAAUUGACAUUGCCAGUCUCGGACUGGAAGACUUGAGGUCAAAGAUCACCAUCAUCCCACAGGAUCCAGUGCUCUUUUCUGGUGACUUGCGGAUGAAUCUUGACCCGUUUGAGAACUACAGUGAUGAUCAGAUCUGGCGAGCCCUGGAGAGUGCUCACUUGAGUGCCUUUGUCUCCUCACUGGAGGAGAAGCUUAUGUACCCCAUCGCAGAGGGCGGAGAGAACCUUAGUGUUGGUCAGCGUCAGCUGGUGUGUCUGGCUCGAGCUCUCCUCCGUAAGACCAAGAUCCUGGUGUUGGAUGAGGCCACAGCUGCCGUGGACCUGGAGACUGAUGACCUCAUCCAGAAGACCAUACGAACAGAGUUUGCUGACUGCACCGUUGUCACCAUCGCACACAGACUCAACACCAUCAUUGAUUACGACAUAAUAAUGGUGUUAGAUGCUGGACGAAUUGUUGAGUUUGACCCACCUGGCGACCUGCUGAAUAACAAGAAUAGCGUGUUUUACUCUAUGGCUGAAGAUGCCGGUUUAGUAAGUUAGCUACGUAUCUAUACAUACAUGUAGCUCGGUGAACAAUGAAUAGUGUAGAUGAAUAAACAUAUAAACAUAACCUCUUUUUAGAUAUUGUUAUCAUUCAAGCAGAACAUUUACCGCACAUAAGUUAUUGAUGUAGAAAAACAAUCACACUUUCUUUUAUCCAUUGUUUUAAUAACCUUCUGAUCAUUGAUCGUAUAAUUUUUGACAGUAUGGACUCUUGAUGUAUUGUAGUUAUGAUUGCA